Molecule: messenger RNA, 330 nt
Organism: Monascus purpureus
Lineage: Eukaryota; Fungi; Ascomycota; Eurotiomycetes; Eurotiales; Aspergillaceae
Source: the annotation of a GenBank genome assembly
AUGAUGCCCGGCGCAGACAGCCAACCAAUGAAUCCUACUGUGGAAGAUGUGCAAGAUGAAUCUGAAAUCAAGACCUAUCCCCGUCCUACGCCCGAUAGAUCGCAUUCAUGGCACGAGAUUUUGUCGCGACAUGAAUCCGUUCUCUCUGCGCAUAUGGAAAUGCUCGAAUUUGCUCAAAGGGAUGUCUGCGCGGAUGGUGACGCGUUGCGGAUAGUCGCGUCGAUGGUUGAGAGGACAGAGGAGCUGAUGGGGCAGUUUAAAACGAUUACCUCACAGUUUGUACAUGGUAAGCUUUGUGCAAUUGCUCUUUCUAGAACGCGAACGCGCUGA